Linum trigynum is the source of this 2566-nucleotide messenger RNA. NCBI's taxonomy places the organism in Eukaryota, Viridiplantae, Streptophyta, Magnoliopsida, Malpighiales, Linaceae. The record is from the annotation of a GenBank genome assembly.
CGACAAUUUUUCUAUGCAAAAGUGGAUCUACAUAGACAAAAUGCGAGGUGUCUAAAUUGAUAUAAUAUAAAAUGUGAGCUUGAAUUAUUUCUUAUUUUCAGUACAAGCUUGUGUCAAGUAAGCAAUGCCUAUAUUAUUUAUGAAAAAUAUUUAAAAAGUAAUAUAUUAUGAAACAAUUUAAAUCACAAAACCAAACAAGACCGAAGCUCAUAAGCAUAUUUUUAUAUCGAACCCGCCCAUUUCCCCCUUAUAUUUCAGAGCCUUUUUUUUAAAUGCCAUGUGCACUGAAAGAAAACCAGGACACAAUGAAAAUGACGGCAUGAAUAUUGAAAUGAACACGACACAUAAUUUUAGCCUAAAGUGCGUCUACCAUCACAUGGAGGGGUCCUGCUUUUGCUGGCUGCUUUUGUCCAUUUACUCUAUUAAAAUGGAAAAAAGGAAGACCCACCAAAAAAAAAAAAAAAAGAACAAAAGUAUAGGAAAAUAAAAUAAAGGUGGAAAUAGGCAUAUGCUAAAUGUUAUUGCAGGUAAAAUACGAGUUGUAUUAAAAAUGAUAUGAAUAAGUUACCAAAUUAGGUGUAAUUGAUACUCACCAGCAAACACCCCUCCGACAUCUUUCAGAGAGAAGGUAGCUAACUCAAGGCGACUGACAAGUCAGAGCACAGGGAGACAGCAGAUCCGCGGCACCCGAGGAGAAUCUUCUCAAGUCGCCCUCGCAGGCCUACCAGUGCAGGGACCUUUUCCAUACCCACCGGGCUAUGCAAUCCUACCUAGCCCUGGGAGAGGAUCUGACUGGGUGUAUAGAGGAGAGGGAGUCAACCCGCCACCUACCCUGCAAACAGCUUUUCUGGAGAUGGAAAUGGAGGCGACGACCAGAGCGAUGCAGAGGAGUCUCGACCUAGGGGGGAGGGAAAGAGAGUAGGACAAGAUGGCAGGCCUUUUCGAAAUGGGCCAGUCACUCACCCUGGCGAGCCCAUCUUUCACACCAACUGACGCGUCACCCAGCCCGUCGGCUAUGGAUCAACUUAGUCAAGUGCUGACUAACCAGACCCAAAACCAGAGCCCAAUGCCGAUUUCUACUACGGCAGCUACUGAGGAAGUGGUGACCAGGCCCGAGAAGAAAAGAAAGCCCGAGGAACGAACCAUCCAGUCCACCCCAAUCGACCAACAGACACUACCCACUAACCUAUCUUUCGAUUCUCUGUCUUUUGUGCAGGUGAGAAUAGAAGAGUCUAUCAAAGGAGGAAACAUAGCAUCAGGAAGAAGAGUCCGACGGAAAUCACGGCGGAAGGAUGCCAGUCCGGAGAAGGGGAGUCAACCACUCCGAGGGCAGCGGCGGCAAGCCUCAAGCCGCCUCUCCAAGAAUGAGACUCCUGAGCUGGAAUUGUAGGGGGUUCGGCCAGCCUCUUACAAUGAGCUACUGCGACUGACUCACUUCUACUGUCACUCUAGGAAUUGGCUAAGUGAAACCACUUCCUAAAGUGUAGUAUAGCGGGUUUGGGUUUUAAUGUCAACCCGGGUCCUAGAUUUGAUGACUACUCGGUGAAUUCUUGUUAUCUAGCAAUGAAACUUUAAUCCAAGUCUAAACUAACAAACAAACAAAGCAAGUAAACGGUUGUUUUCCGUUUAAGAGAGGUCACCCGGAUAUGGUUCCCCCUAGACUGCAGUUAAGCCGGAUUGCAAUUACCAAGUUCAGUUUCUAUGAUAGUUAUACUGCGGAAGGUUCUUAAACAGCCUGAAGUCUCGACUAAAGGUCUUGAGACCCUCUCAAUCUGAGUCUCUAGCGGGCAACUAACCUCCACCGGAGUAAACAGAUUGAGGCCCUAACGAACAAAACCUCCACUACCGAAGUAAAUUCGGUACAGAAUAGUGAGUUGGCUCCUCGACUAAAGUCACCAACUCCCUACCUUCAAUCAAGGAUGCUCUAUCAACCUAGGCAGAUAUUCUCAUUAUAGGUUAAAGAAGAAACAACAGGAAUUUGAUCAGGAUUCAUGCCAUUCAAUCAUUCAAACCUCAAUUUAAUAUAAUCAAAUCAUAGAAUCAGUACUUUGGUUCAUACAAUCAAACCUAACAUACAAAUCUAGGGUUCUCCAUACCCAGAUGAAUGGGAGAACUACUCCAUGGAGAAAGAAGCAAAAGCAGAAUCAGACGCUGAAUUCAUACUGUGAAGGAUGGAUUCCUGCUCCUGGACGUUGAUCGGCACUUCUCCAAGCUCAAGCCAAGCUCCAAUGGUGAUGAAGAUAAAUCUAGGGCACUUGGGAACUCUUGUUCGUCACUUUCUCUCUCUAGGAAUCGCUCUGUCUCUCUAAAACUCGAAUCCCCCUCUCUUUUGGCUGAAAUCUGCUUAAAAAGGCAUCACUGGGCAAAACACGGUCGAGGGCACGGCCGUGGUUUGCUCCAGCCCGCCCGUGCUUUGCCAAGUGUUAAUUACACGGCCAGACUGUUGGGAGAAACACAGGCGUGCUUUUGGUGGGCACGGCCGUGUUCUGUCUCUAUCCUGCCCGUGUUUUCAGCCAGUGUUUGCCAAACUCAGAUCAAGUCUCGGCAGUAAAAGCACGGUCUAGGA